Chelonus insularis is the source of this 2442-nucleotide messenger RNA. Its product is annotated as UPF0472 protein C16orf72 homolog. The record is from RefSeq and is a predicted model, not a curated record. The transcript has 5 exons. The coding region runs from base 437 to 1162 and encodes 241 amino acids. NCBI's taxonomy places the organism in Eukaryota, Metazoa, Arthropoda, Insecta, Hymenoptera, Braconidae.
ACAGUUGUAGGAAUGGUUUGGUGGUUAAAUUGUGUUGCGUUGUGAGUAGUGUACCCAAAGAAAACCUUAUUUUGUUGCAGAAGCGAUAAUAUUCGCAUUGCUUUAUGUUUUGUUAAUGAUAAAGUGUAGUGAGUUGAUGUAAGUGGCUUCAAUGCGCAAAGAUAAUUUACGGUUAAAAGAAGAGAGACAUGAAAAAUUGGUCUGUAAUGGCCGCGACCUGACCUUCAUUGGACUGGUCUGAGGAAGUCGAUUGCCCGAUCGGUCGUGCGUGUUUCUGGUGGAGGAGAAACCUCGUGGUUUCUCCUUUUACUUUCGUUAUAAUCAUACGAUUUCCUAAACGAUUAAAAAUUGUGUGGGUUGUAUGUGAAGCGAAAUAAAAUAUAAAUAAAAGUAAAGUGUAUCUCGGUGUACAUACCCCGAUCUUUAAGACGGAGUCAUGAAUGACGACAGAAGUGAGGAGGAUCCCAUAAUGGAUCUCUGGUACAGCAACUGGGAACAGCAGUGUAUUGAAGCUAUUGAAUCAGAACCAGAUUAUGAGAGUCAAUUGCACAAUGAGAAGGAAAUCUACUCGCAACAGAUAUGGACGGGUUUUCAGACUACAGCAUCGGCCAUUGCUCAACUGUACAAAGAUCGUACACAAGGAGCAUCACUGUGGUUGCCCUUCCAAACAGCCGCAGGAACCGUCACGUCUCUUUAUAAAGGCUCACUCGAAGGUAUGAGAAGAUGUAGUGAAUUAGGGUUAGAAAUGGGAAGACAAAAACGUAGUAAAGAAAUAAUGAACUGGGCUCGUAAAAAGCGACGUAUGAUUCGAAGAGAAGAUCUCUUAGCUUAUUUAGCUGGAAAGCCACCACCACCUCGACCACACACUCAUAGAAGUUCUCCUAAACCAAGAACGAUGGUUUGUGGUUCACCUCCAACUCAAAGUAAUGCGGGAAAUAUGGUUGUAUCACCAGCACCAGAGCCAAUAGAUGAUCAAGAUACUAAUCUCCACACCUUCAGGGAAGCUAUUGCCUUAUCUGGAUCACCAAUGUCACGACGUACUGGGAGACAAUCUGAAUUGUCGGCGUUUAUAAGCAGCGAAUUUGCACGACAUCAUAAACGACCGGCUUCGCAUGAUGUAGACAUGGGUUCUCCCACGCACAAGCGUUCACGCUUCAUGUAACGAAUCGCGUCGUUGUAAAAUAGCCUUCGACCUCUCCAUGUAUUCUACUAAAUCAAGUUAACGAUAAAAUAUUUUUUUUGGCUCAAAUACGGUCCCUUCUUUCAUCGUCAUAUGUCACUUUGUUAUGCGAUGAUAGCUGUAUGCUAGUAAAAUGUACAUUACUUGCAACGCACUGUGCCUCGUUUCGCUUCUGGGUCUCAAGGUCGAUAGAAAAAUGCGAGAGCCAUUCAGACUGCCGGGUUUGCAUUAACGAUGCAACUUUGAUGUAAAGAUUUUACCUUGGAUCAAUUUAAACAUGUAUUUGUUUAUUUUUUAAAUAUUUAUUUUGAAUUAAAUAUCUCUUCUGAGAGAUAUCAAACGCUAGUGAUCACAAAAAGUUAUAUUUAUUGUGUACAACUCUUUAAACAUCUCAUUUGUAGAUACGAUGAAGGGCAGUCAAGUUUUUUUUAAACUCGUAUUCUUAUCGAUUGAGACCCUAAGAAUAAUGCUUCGGAGACGAACGAGUAUUAUUGUUCGGUUGUAAAUAUAACGCUUAAAUGAUAAAAAACUGAAAAUUGAAGCAAAAAAAUUAUGAAAUAAUUAGUUAUCAAAUAAACUCGUACUACAUAAUAAUUUUAAUGAUAUAGUAAUAUUAAUUAUUAAUUAAUAAUUCAUGAUUAUUGAUAAUAUUGAUUACCAGUGAUUAAUUUUCAAUAACUUUAUUCUUCGAUAGUUAUCGCAAAAUUUCGAUAUCAAAUUCUCCUGAAUAUAUAAAUUGUAUAUCUAAAGAAAUUUUUAGUUUUUUUAUUUAUGUAAUAUACAUCUAUAUAAAAGAAUAUGAUUCUAUACUUAUAGAUUAGUGAUCAUAAUCACAAUAGAAUUUGAUAUUACAGACGAUAUUAUGUAAAAUUCAGGUACUAUUAUCAAUUUUGUUUUUGGAGAAGAAAAAUUAAUGAAAUUAAAUAUCGUCACAUUAGGGAUAUUAAAAAAUAGUCAUCAAUUUUAUUGAAAUGUUGAUCUUGAUUAUUAAAUUAUUAACUUGAUAAAAUUUUUUAUUAUAUUAUGUAUUAAUAAGUAAGUAAAUAGACAAACGACUUCUCUCGUUCACGUUGAAUAAAAAAAUGGCAAACAUCUCAACGUUAACGCGAGCUUACGUGUGCAAUAACAUGUGAGACUCGUUCUCCUACGGGUAUUCUGUUUCAGAAUUGUACCCGACAUGCGUUUGCUGAAUAAUAAAUAAAUAACAUCUGAAAAUGAAUUUUAUUCAAAAUCAAAAAUGUUAUUGGUAACAUUUAAGAAUA